Molecule: messenger RNA, 1362 nt
Organism: Salpingoeca rosetta
Lineage: Eukaryota; Choanoflagellata; Craspedida; Salpingoecidae
Exons: 1
Coding region: 1-1362 (453 amino acids)
Source: RefSeq, a predicted model, not a curated record
AUGCCUCGCCCUUCCCUCCACGGCAAGACACCGCUGCAGAUUGUCACGGGCUCGCUGCCCAAGCACGUGCCGCAGCUGCACGUCUUCGGGCAGCCGGCCGUCGUCCACAUCAGCACACAGCGCGGACGCCUGCAGCCCAAGGGCCGCCGAGGCAUCUACGUCGGCCACAACAGCAGCAGCAACAGCCACCUCGUCUACUUUGCAGACACAAACACCGUUGUGUCCUCCAUCCACGUCCGCUUCCUUCCCUUCUCUAAGGCCGAUGAUGUCAUGGAUGAGGGGGAGGAGCAAGUGCAGACAUCCACGACAUCGUCCAUGCUCCAGCUUCCCAGUGCACGUGACAGCAGCAACAGCACCACUGACGGUGAGCCACCAACGGUUCACAUCGACGAUGACCAGGACGAGGAUGUCGAGACAGACUUCCUGCUCACGGACUUUGACGCCGACAGCAGCAGCGACACCAACGACGCCAACUACGACCCCGACACAACAGAUGCAAGCGACACCGAGGCAGGCGCGUUCACAGCAAGCAGCAGUGGCGACACCAGCCUCACGGAGCCUGCAAGCAUCAAGCAGGCACUCAAGAGCCAGCAACGCAAGCAGUGGACUCAGGCAUGCUUGGAGGAGAUCGGGGCCAUGGAGCGCAACGGCGUCAUCAAGCUCAUCCCACGCAGCGUCGUGCCACGGCAGCACACGCCUCUCAAGUCACGCUUCGUCUUCAAGGUGAAGCGUGAUGCGGAAGGCACGCCGACGCGCUUCAAGGCACGCUGGGUCGCCAAGGGCUUCAGCCAACGACCGGGCAUCGACUUCCACCAGACCUACGCCCCAACACCAGCAGCCAAGACCAUCCUCACUGUACUCGCCGUCUCCCUGCAACGACAGCACCAGCUGCACCAGCUCGACUUCAAGUCGGCUUACCUGCAGGCUGAUCUCAAGGAGGAGCUGUACAUGGAGCUGCCGCCGCACUUCACCGACAUCGGCGACGGCGCUCAACGCUACGCGGGCAAGGUGUGCCGGCUGCUCAAGCCGCUCUACGGCCUCAAGCAAGCUGGCCGUGCGUGGGCCAAGAAGCUGCACACCUUCCUCAAGACCAACGGAUGGGCGCAGAGCAAUGUCGACGCUUGCCUCUUCACCAAGCUGCACGACGACGGACAGCGCACAUGGAUCAUCACGUACGUCGACGACCUCAUCAUCAGCAGCAGCAGCCAGCGUCACAUCCGUGCCUGCAAGCAGCAGAUCAAGGAGAGCUUCGAGGCAGAGGACCUGGGCCCGCUCACCUGGUACCUGGGCCUUCACCUGACGUCACCAGCUGACGGGGUGUUGCUGUUGACAGGCAAGUCCUGUCUGCUGAGUCAUCAUUGA